Messenger RNA from Camponotus floridanus (Florida carpenter ant), 1846 nucleotides. Its product is annotated as maltase 1-like. The transcript is spliced from 8 exons. The record is from RefSeq and is a predicted model, not a curated record. Gene Ontology annotation, biological process: carbohydrate metabolic process. Lineage: Eukaryota; Metazoa; Arthropoda; Insecta; Hymenoptera; Formicidae. The coding region runs from base 31 to 1743 and encodes 570 amino acids.
UUUCAGAUUCGACGAAGUACAAACGGCAUCAUGUCGCUGACAACAUACUUUUGUGCGGCUUUCCUGCUUGUUAGCAGUUCAUCUGCUGAGAUUUACGAUAAGUUAUGGUGGAACAACACUGUCCUCUAUCAGAUUUCUCCGAGAAGUAUGUAUGAUACCAAUGGUGAUGGCAUAGGCGAUCUGAAAGGAAUAACUUCAAAGUUACAUUACAUCGUGGACAGUGGCAACGACGUGAUCCGAUUGUCGCCCAUAUAUUCAGGUCCUAAGGACAAUUUUGGAAGCAGCAUAUCUAAUUUUACAAAAAUUGAUCCAAUUUUUGGUACAAUGGAUGAUUUCCAUUCUCUUUUGACGCAAGCUCAUAAACUCGACCUAAAAGUGAUUCUUGACAUUGUACCUAAUCAUUCGUCUGACGAGCACCCAUGGUUCCAAAAGGCUCUUCAAGGCGAUGAGAAAUAUAAGAAUUAUUAUAUGUUUGCAGAAGGUAAAAAUAAAGAUAACAUAACUCCGCCCAAUAAUUGGAUCAGUAAAUUCGAUGGCCCCGCAUGGACUUAUGUAGAUUCCCUAGGAGAAUUUUAUCUUCAUCAAUACGGUCCUGGACUGCCUGAUUUGAACUAUUCAAAUCCUGAAGUUUUAGAGGAGAUGACAAAUAUAUUAAAAUUCUGGUUGGAUACGGGAAUAGACGGAUUUAGCGUAUAUUCUGCCCCGUAUAUUUUUGAGGAUAAAGAAUUGCGGGAUGAGCCUAGAAGUUAUGUGACUGGUGCAACACCGCAAGAUUACUCUUAUUUGAAUCAUAUUUACACCAUGGAUCAAGAACGUACUCACGAACUAGUAAGAAAUUUGAGAACAGCCAUGGAUAAAUAUGUUGAUGAACGUAAUGGAGUGGAAAAGAUGUUGCUGAUUGAAGCGGAUACCAGUUUAUUACAUAUAAUAAAAUAUUAUGCCGAUUAUACGUUAUCUUUAAAUUUUGAUUUGAUUAAAAAUGUGACUGUUAAUUCGUCCGCGGAUGAUGUCAAAAAAGAAAUCGACCUGUUUAUAAACUCAUUGCCGAGUGGUGAAGUCCCCAAUUGGCUGUUGGGAAAUUAUGACAAUCCACGCGUAGCCUCGCGUUUUCCCGACAGAGUAGAUCAAAUGACCAUGUUGUCAAUGAUUUUGCCGGGCAUAGCAGUGACUUAUUACGGCGAUGAAAUCGGCAUGGUAGACAAUAACAAUAUAUCCUAUGCACAAACACAAGAUCCCGAAGCACGCAACGCGGGCAAAGAGCAUUAUGCGGCUGUAUCUCGCGAUCCAGAACGAACGCCAUUCCAAUGGAACGCUGAGAAGAACGCAGGUUUUAGUACGGCAGAUUCGACGUGGCUUCCGGUGAAUUCAAACUAUAAACAAUUGAACUUGAAGGAAGAGAUGGGUAUUAAGAAUUCGCAUUAUGAUAUCUACAAGAAUUUAGCCCAUUUGCACAGAAAGGAACCAGCACUUACCGAAGGAAGCUAUACAUCGUUCACCAUGAACGAUGGUGCAGUCCUAGGUGUAGUCAGAAACAGCGGUGAUCGUUACGUGCUGCUUCUGAUUAACUACAAGGAUGACAUUUCUCAAGACGUUGAUUUGUCAGAUCAUGAUCUUCCGGAAACACUGAAACUCAAGGUUGCUUGCUCGGGCUCUCAUUCUUCUCUAAAACAACAGGUUGACGUGAAGAAUAUACAUUUACCGGAGAAAGUCGCUGUAGUGUAUACAUCUUUUAACAUUCAAUGAAUAUACUAUUUUCAUAUCUAACCUUCGUACAUAUAAUAUUUGUAGUAGAGUAAACACUUUUUUUCGAUUGUGUACUUAUAAAUUACAAUAUAUCCUGCAAUGA